AUGUCUGUAAGGCCUGAAGAGGAGGAGGAAAUGGAGGUUGCAAAUGAGAGGGAGGCUGAGAUGGAGGAGUCCGAUAAAGAGGAGGAAAUAGACGUUGAAACUGUUGAUGAGAGAGAGGAGGAUAAUAAACAUAUAGAAGUAAUUAACGUCAUCGAUAGCGGUGAAGAGAAGGAGAUGGAGGUUGCAAAUGAAAGGGUAACUGAGAUGGAGGAGUCCGAUGAAGAGGAGGAAGCUCUCUGCGAGAAUCUUCGAGUAGAUAGGUCACAGGAUUGGUCGAUCUUAAACACUCAGUAA
Molecule: messenger RNA, 294 nt
Organism: Odontomachus brunneus
Lineage: Eukaryota; Metazoa; Arthropoda; Insecta; Hymenoptera; Formicidae
Product: pescadillo homolog
Exons: 3
Coding region: 1-294 (97 amino acids)
Source: RefSeq, a predicted model, not a curated record